AUGUUUUCAAGACUCGCGUGGGCGUGCGGUGGGAUUCAAUACUUUGGAUACAUCGCGUUGAGCACACUGAUCGAGCUUCGAUACUUUGUUAAAGAAGAUUCGGGCGACGCGGGAGACGGGAACGACGCGCGCUCGACGAGUGAACGCUCGACGACGACGUCGUCGUCCGAUGUAGACGAAGAAGUGAGAGAAUGGAAGAUUCAACCGGGACGCGCGGCGACCGGGACGGUGCGAACGACAAAGAGCGAUCCUUGGGGGUUUCCCCUGUAUCAGAUGAUCACUGGGAGGCAUCCGAAGGGCGGGAAACACGACGGAGGUAAGGGUGCGCGGGUGAUACACCCCAGACAUCGAUUGUACGCGAGCGUGAAUUUAUUGAUGAGCGCGUGUUUCGCCUUUGCCGUCGGCGAAAGCGUCGCGCGCGGAUGGACUCGUAUGUACGGCGGUUCGAACGUAGAUGCCACUUUCAUCGGGUCGAUUUACGAUAUUCUACGCGGAUUCGCCGUCGCCACGGUUUGGCAGAGCGUCUUGGAGUAUUACUGGCAUCGCGCCAUGCACGCGCGAUGGUUUUACGAGCGCGCGCACAAGAUUCAUCACUUUUACGUCAGCCCGUGUUGCUGGUGCGAUUUAUGCAUUCACCCCAUGGAGGCGUUCGGGUAUUACUGCAUCUUGUACGCUCCCGGAUUUUUCUUCCCCCUUCACCGCGCCAGUUUCAUCCUCUACAUGGCCGUCAUGGGCGUCUGCGGCGUCAUGGACCACAGCGGCGUCGACGUCUCCUUCGCCGACGGCGCGUACGACACCACCUUUCACGACGCCCAUCACCGUUUAUUUUUCGUCAAUUACGCCUUUCCAUUCGAUAUCAUCGAUCGUCUGUGCGGGACGUACGUCCACGGACGCACCGACCCGCGUCCGUCGCCGUCCCGAUAG
Molecule: messenger RNA, 924 nt
Organism: Ostreococcus tauri
Lineage: Eukaryota; Viridiplantae; Chlorophyta; Mamiellophyceae; Mamiellales; Bathycoccaceae
Product: Fatty acid hydroxylase
Exons: 1
Coding region: 1-924 (307 amino acids)
Biological process (GO): sterol biosynthetic process
Molecular function (GO): iron ion binding; C-4 methylsterol oxidase activity
Source: RefSeq, a predicted model, not a curated record